CUCUCGGUGUAUCUCUCGGCUGCUCCUCCUUUCCUGAUUCCUCCCGGGCGAGAGGAGGGAAACCACAGAGAACAAAUUAUUGUGCAAGUUCUGCUGCCUGGCUGGAGGCGCGUUGCUUUCCCCCUCCCCUCGCCCUCCCCAUCCUUACUACUUUCUUUCUUCCACGCUCACCCCCUCCCUUAAUUUUUUUUUUUGGCUUGUCAUUUAAUUACUUUUUUUUUUUUUACGAGGGGUGGAAGUGGUAGAGGGGGAGGGGGAUUUCCUGUCUCUUUUGCUCUGUUCACUUGGGACUAGCGGAUGCGAGUCACACACGCUCACUCCCUCAACUCUCUCUCGCUCUCUCCCUGUGGAAGUUAGCGCGCGGGCGGGGGGGGGAGACAUUAGAUCACUUCAGCCGCCGCGAGAAGGAGGGGAGUGCUGCCUGCGUGUGUGUGAAGCGCGCGUGUGCUAAGCAGAGAACGAAGGAGAGCGUCGAGAGCCGGGCACACAGCUUCCUCCCACCUCCUUGCCAAAGUGGAGCCGCUAGACUUUUUUUCCCCCUCAGCCCUCCGCCUUGCACCUGUUUGAGUCGCUUGUGAAUCCAGCUCGAGCCAAAGCUCUCCAGUGAGGGAGAAAGUUUUGCCGCCUGAGGAGAUUCCCGCGCCCGCGCUUUCCUUCUUUCGCUCUGGGCAUAUUCUUCUCCUUGUUGUUGUUUUUAUUAUUACCAUUAUUAUUAUUGGUGUUCCCCCGCCUUGCCUCAUCUUUGAUCGUCGUUGUGAACUCUUUUGUAUUUUUUCUUCUCAACGCCUCGUUUUCCGCCCGGACUCGCCCUCGUGGUUUAUUCUUUUUCGCCCCUCUCUCGCACUCUCCACACGCACUCUUCUCUCGCUCUAUGUUUUGACGCUGUGGAGCCUGGUGGCCCCCGGAAAACUGCGCGAAUGUAUAGCAUGAUGAUGGAGACGGACAUGCACUCCCCCGGUGGAGCCCAGGUCGCCACCAACCUGGCGGGCCAAACCGGAGCGGGGGGAGGAGGCGGAGGAGGCGGCGGCGGAGGCGGCGGGGGACCCAAGGCCAACCAAGACCGGGUCAAGAGGCCCAUGAACGCCUUCAUGGUUUGGUCGCGGGGCCAGCGGCGGAAGAUGGCCCAGGAGAACCCCAAGAUGCACAACUCGGAGAUCUCCAAGCGCCUGGGCGCGGAGUGGAAAGUCAUGUCCGAAGCCGAGAAGAGACCCUUCAUCGACGAGGCCAAGCGACUGCGGGCGCUGCACAUGAAGGAGCACCCGGAUUAUAAAUACCGGCCCAGGAGGAAGACCAAGACGUUGCUCAAGAAAGACAAGUACUCGCUGGCCGGCGGGCUGCUGGGCGCCGGCGGCCCCGGGGGCGGCCCUCCGGUGGCCAUGGGCGUGGGAGUGGGCCCUGCCGGCGUCGGCCAACGCUUGGAGAGCCCGGGUGGCGGCCCUGGCGGUGGCGGGAGCGGUGGCGGGGGCAGCGGAGGCGCAGGCGGGGGCUAUCCGCACAUGAACGGCUGGGCCAACGGCGCCUACCCAGGGUCGGUGGCGGCGGCGGCGGCGGCAGCGGCGAUGAUGCAGGAGGCUCAGCUCGCCUACAGCCAGCACCCGGGCAGCGGAGCGCACCCACAUGCCCACGCGCACCACCCGCACCCGCACAACCCGCAGCCCAUGCAUCGCUACGACAUGGGCGCCCUCCAGUACAGCCCCAUCUCCAACUCGCAGGGCUACAUGAGCGCCUCGCCGUCGGCCUACGGCGGCAUCUCCUACGGCGCCCAGCCCCACCAGAACUCGGCUGCAGCUGCGGCGGCUGCGGCUGCGGCUGCGGCGGCCGCCUCGUCGGGGGCGCUGGGGGCGCUCGGCUCCCUGGUCAAAUCCGAGCCAAGCGUGAGCCCGCCGGUCACCUCGGCGCACUCGCGGGCCCCUUGUCCUGGGGAUCUGCGCGAGAUGAUCAGUAUGUACUUGCCCGGCGGCGAAGGAGGGGACCCGGCGGCGGCGGCAGCUGCUGCGGCGGCUGCGGCCGCUGCCCAAAGCCGCCUGCACUCCUUGCCCCAGCACUAUCAGGGCGCCAGCACGGGGGUCAACGGCACCGUGCCCUUGACGCACAUCUGAGACAGACGGACCGGCCGACACCGAGGGACUGUCGCGACCAUCCAAAGGGGAUCGCUUUCCUUGGAGCCUGCUGCCCCACUACUUUGUCCGUUUCCCCAGCCCCCACAUCCCGCGCCCCUUUCUUUUGUACAGAACAAAACAGCAACAAAGGGAGGGAGAGAGAGAGAAAUGUUUGGAUGACCUUGUAAUAAUAAGUAUAAUAACGAAUAUUCAUAAUACUGAAGAUAAUGAAGAGAGAAGGUAACAGAUUGCUCUAACGAUACCCCCACCCCGCUCUCACCCCUGAGGACUAGUUUCUGAAACUAGUGGGAUUUUUUUCUUUUCUUCUGUUGUUGCGUUUUAGAGGGAUCGUCUCUGUUCUUACUGAGGUUCUCUCUCUCUCUCUCUCUUUUUUUUGUACAGUAUUUAUCGUUCACCCAGGAGGCACCUAGAGUUUUAUUUGUUAAAGAAGGGGGGGGAAGGACAAAAGAGAGAGAGAGAAAUGACUAUAAUUAUUAAUUAUACAAAGAUCUAGGCGAUGCCAACUUUUCUGUCACACAGAAGCAUUAACUGGUCACCCUUUGGGCCGCUUCUUGUGAAGACUUUUUUUGCCUAAUGAAAAACAAAGAUGACGUGGCAACCGUUCUCAUUUAUUAUACACGUACCAAGGAUGCAAAUCCAAAACCACGCUUAAACUUUUUUUGGUAGUGCUUAUGACGCGGGUUUUGUUUUGUUUGUUUAUUUAUAAAACUUUUUUGCGACCAGCAACAAUAUUCUGGAUUUUGUAAAUGUUCAUGUCUGCAUUUUUUUCUUUUGUUAACUUUUUGUAUUUUUUUCUUGUAAAUGCAUUGUGGAAUAACUUUAAUUAAUUUUAGGCGUUACAAGGGAAUUCCGAAAUGUGUAUAUAGUUUACUAAAAAACAUUUCCACUAGAAAGGAAAACAAAUAAAAAUCUUAAAAUGCAUUCUAUUCUGAGUUAAAUCAAUUUCAAAGUGAAACUGGAAUCAGUAAAUCCAAAAUGUACUAAUUCAUGGCAUGCCUUAAAACUAGAGAUUGGAAAUUGAUUUUAUGUAUAAAUAUUACGUGAAACAUAAUACUACAACAACAAUCCCGGCUUGGGUUUAGACUUCUCACAGUUUCUAUUAAAAAACAAAAACCGAAGGGAAGAAAGGUUUUUUUAAAAGAAAUAUGGUGUAGUUUUUGGAUAUUAUUUUAAUAUCUGUUGAGUAUUGUUAAGGAAGGCGACCUAUUAAAAUACUUUCCAUAGCA
Hemicordylus capensis (graceful crag lizard) is the source of this 3346-nucleotide messenger RNA. It is a transcript of the gene SOX1, whose product is annotated as SRY-box transcription factor 1. Gene Ontology annotation, molecular function: DNA-binding transcription factor activity, RNA polymerase II-specific; RNA polymerase II cis-regulatory region sequence-specific DNA binding. Lineage: Eukaryota; Metazoa; Chordata; Lepidosauria; Squamata; Cordylidae. The transcript has a single exon. The coding region runs from base 918 to 2099 and encodes 393 amino acids. The record is from RefSeq and is a predicted model, not a curated record. Gene Ontology annotation, biological process: anatomical structure morphogenesis; cell differentiation; regulation of DNA-templated transcription.